Messenger RNA from Magallana angulata, 2290 nucleotides. Its product is annotated as tryptophan 2,3-dioxygenase-like. The transcript is spliced from 14 exons. Lineage: Eukaryota; Metazoa; Mollusca; Bivalvia; Ostreida; Ostreidae. Bases 105 to 1127 code for a protein of 340 amino acids. Gene Ontology annotation, molecular function: heme binding; metal ion binding; L-tryptophan 2,3-dioxygenase activity. The record is from RefSeq and is a predicted model, not a curated record.
AAUCCUUUUUAUCGGUAUCUGCCAAAUAAAAGAUCUUUUUUCUAAAGAUUUUACCAGAUAUCGUUAGGAAUCACGAAGAAAUAACGUGAUUAUACUUUUCAGAUAUGUCUGAUGAACCAAAGAAACUAACAUAUGAAACCUACCUUGGUUUGGAUAAGUUGCUGACAUGCCAGGAACUAGAGAGCGAAAAGGCAGGAAACCGGGUUGCCGAGGAACACCUCUUCAUCAUCGUUCAUCAAGGAUUUGAGAUAUGGUUCAAACAGAUACUCGAAGAUUUUAAAGGCGUCAUAGACAUAUUUAAAGAGCCUAAAAUUGAAGAACGGACACAUUUGUCUGGAAUCACCACAAAAUUAGGACGAUGCAUUUUAAUUUUGAAGGUAGUUAUUCAGCAUUUCGAAAUAAUUGAGACUAUGCCACCUGCAGUUUUCCUGAAUUUUAGAAAAUAUUUGAAGAGCGGAUCAGGAUUUCAAAGUCUACAGUUUCGCCAGAUUGAAAAUACUCUUGGUCUAAGACCUGAGACACGAGAGCAGGAUCAACCAGGAAAGGAUUACAAAGAUGCUCUCAAUACAGAACAAAGCGAGGUAGCAAAAGACUCAGAAAAAGGGGAUACCCUAUUUUCAGUUGCAGAGACAUGGCUAAAAAAUGUAUUUGGUACCUAUGUCAGGGAUCGGGUUCAGUAUUUUAACGUGCUGAGUGAAAUGAUGAAAACAUGGGCUGAGGAUACCACAAUGGAGGAGCAUCAUAGAGGAAAUAAGGGAGCAUUUGAUAAGAUUCUGAAAGAAGAUACCUAUGAAACCAUACCAGAUAGGAGACUUACUUUCGAGGCUUUCCACGGAGCGUUGUUGAUUUCACUUUACCAAGACGAACCGGAAUUCCAAAGCGCAUACCAUACAAUAAAGCUUUUUAUGGACAUAGACUCUUUAGUCUCAAAAUGGCGCCAUACGCAUGUUCUCAUGGUUCAUCGUAUGCUUGGAAAGAAAACUGGAACAGGGGGCUCUUCGGGAUACGACUACUUAAAAAGGACUAAUCAAGAUAAAUACAGAGUGUUCAUGGAAUUUUUUAAUAUGGGUGCAUAUCUCAUCCCGGAAGAUUACAAGAGAGGGGAAAAACCGUAUUCUGUUCCUUAAAGUGUAGAAGGAAUCUAAGGGACAUGUGGUGAAAUUAAUUGUUUAUGAUACGUAAAACUCUGGUUAGAGAGAUAUGAAUGUGAAUUGCUUAUGAUAUGCACAAAAAAUGUUUUAACGACUUUUUAAUUUUCAAAUGAUCAGGUAAAAAACCUCAAUUAAAUAUUUUAAACACCCAAUACUAUUCCCUGAAUUUGUAUUUAAUUCCGUACAUGUAUCAAUUAUAACACUUUUUGCAUAUGAUUCGGUGAAGAACCAGGAAAAAAAUGGAAAAUUAAUUAUUAAAUUAAAAACAACAAAGAGCUUGACAAGUUAAAAGAAGAAUUGACUAGACCCAAAACCGUACGUUCUUCAUAAUGUUUAUCGUGGGGUUUUUUUCAUAUUUCUUGUCAUUUAUUUUCAUUGCGAUGAAAACAUUUUAUCAAUUUCAAUGUAUAAGAAUUUUUUAAAACUUGAUCGAUAUCAUAGGAUAAAUAGUUUACUGAUGUCUUGAUAUUUUAGAAAAAAAAUAUGGCAAGUUGGCUAUUUCAGAAAUAUCCAAAUAUUAUCAUACUUUUUAUUAUGUUAUAGAUAUAGGAUAGUUUCUUGUAUUCAGAGCCGAUUGAACUUGAGAUUUUGUAUGUGUUUUCUGUUCUGUUAUGUGAAAAUGACUUUCUUUUGACCUCCUUAAAAUUUAGCAGAAUGUGUGAUGAUAGAUAGUUUAUUGAAGUAUAAAACACUUCUUUAAGUGUUUAAAUUCCACUUGAACAUGAAAACCAAAGUUUUGCCUGUAAAGAAAACCAUGAUCAACCAUUAUAACAGAAAACAAACGCCAAUUAUAACAGUUGUUUCUUUCGGGGAUACAUGAACAAUUUAUUAAUUUGCAUUGAUUUCCUUUUAUGAAAUUAAUUAGAAUUGCUUGCUUCUGUUUAAAAGUUUUCUUAUAUACCAAGACGAUUUUAACAUGCUUCUGUAUUAUUAGACGGACUUGUAAUAAGUAUUGCCUCCUGAGCAUAUAUACUCAUAAUUUGUUUACAAAAAUUAAUUAUUAAAUUAAUACUUGUACACGUAUGCUUGUUAAUGUUUCGAUGUAUUUCAAGAAAUAUCGAUUGUCAUGAUUUUGAAUAUGUUGUUUUGAAUUCAAUAUUAACAAAUGUUUUACGAUUAAUAAAAGAAAUAUACUGUAA